This is a messenger RNA of Schistosoma turkestanicum, 210 nucleotides long. The record is from the annotation of a GenBank genome assembly. NCBI's taxonomy places the organism in Eukaryota, Metazoa, Platyhelminthes, Trematoda, Strigeidida, Schistosomatidae.
AUGUGUCUACACGGCUUUACAUCACAUUUUAAUUUUAUACGAGGUCGUACACCUUUACAUAUUGCAGUGGUUCAUUCACAACGAAUUAUUAUUCGAGCUUUAAUUGAUGAUUUCAAAGCUGAUCCAUCUUUAAUGGAUUUCUCUGGUUACUUUCCAUACAUGUUACUUGAAGAUAAUUUAAAAGCCGAAUAUGAACGUACGUAUGGCUGA